CCGGUCAUAUUUUAUAAGAAAAGAAAAUUUCCAUGAAAAAUCUAAGCCUUUCUCAUUCUGUCCUACUACCCCUGUGGUCUUAAUAUUGGUCUUUACUCCUGUAUAGCUUUGCAAGUGCAGAUAUCAUUAAGCAAGUCCAGAUUAAAAACAAGAUGGGCUUAGGUUUUCACAUAUUUUUUUUGAUGUUAUGGCUAUUUCUUAUGUACACCUGUGCUUUGCUACUAUUUACAAAAGGUUUUUUAUUAAACCGCAUAGUUAUGAGUAAUGUAAGCGCAUGCGAGGAAGAGAACUGGUAUAUAAACAAUUUAUGGAGCGGAAUCACAACAAAUGUUGUUUUCCAAAGGGAAAGCAUAUCUGCUAAAAAUACAUGCAACAGGUUAAUUUUUCCAAAAUUCCACAAAGCUAUACUCAUUGUAAUUGACGGGCUGCGUUAUGAUUUUAUGCAGUAUAGAGAAGAGAUUAAUUUGACUUCUGCAUUGCCCUAUCAAAAUAAAAUGAAAAAGUUACAUUCAUUAAUGCAUAGAGAGCCUUCAAAUGGUAAAUUGUAUAAAUUUGAGGCUGAUCCACCAACAACAACAAUGCAAAGAAUCAAAGGGUUAACAACAGGCAGUCUUCCUACAUUUGUGGAUGCUGGUUCCAAUUUUGAUAGCUAUGAGAUUACAGAAGAUAAUAUUCUGGACCAUGCUUUACGUUAUAAUAAAAAUAUAUCAUUUAUGGGAUGUUCAACAUGGACUGAAUUGUUUCCUAAACAAUUUUACCGAAAGACUCCUUAUUCAGCUCUUAAUGUGAAGGAUUUGGAUACAAUUGAUUAUGGCAUCAUGAAAAGUAUUGGUGCUGAAGUAAAGCGAUCCGAUUGGUCUAUUAUAAUUGCUCAUUUUCUUGGAGUAGAUCAUUGUGGGCAUCGUUAUGGUACUAACCAUCCAGAGAUGACAAGAAAAUUAAGUGAAAUGGAUUCGGUGAUAAGCGAUUUGACUGCUAAUAUUGAUAAUGACACAAUUUUAUUUGUAAUGGGAGACCAUGGAAUGACAAUAACCGGUGAUCAUGGUGGUGAUAGUAGAGAUGAAGUUAUGGCUGGUUUGUUUGCUUACAGUAAAAGGUCAAUUUUCAAACCAUCCCAGUUGAAUGGUCAGCAUCUGCCCACUGUUUCUCAAAUUGAUCUUGUACCAACAUUAUCACUGCUUCUUGACCAACCAAUUCCAUUUUCAAACCUUGGUUCAAUAAUUCCUGACUUUUUUGACGGAGAUGUAGAAAUGUUUAUACCUGAAAAUUUAAAGCAAAGAAUAAAAGAAAAAAUAUCUGUCAAUGUUUUUAAACAAAUUAACAAAGUUUAUUUAGCUCAAAUUAACUGCAAGCAAAUCCUUGCAUAUAUAGAUCAAUACCAAACUUUCUCUGAUGAACUUCCUUCAGAUAGAAUUGAAAUGGCAAGAGCAAGUUAUGAGUACAGUGUAGAUAAAUUUAAUGAGUUGUUACAGAUUAUAGUUGCUAUUGACUGGGAAAAUGAGACACUAAUUACACUUCAUUCUAAAGAUAUUAGCGAAUAUGUUAAAGAAAUGCAACUUUUAGAUCAGUCAUUUCAAGAUGUCCUUCAAUCAAUAAAAAAGUUAUGUAGAAAUGCCUGGGCGCAGUUUGACUUGAUUUCAAUGUGUUUAGGGUUGUCAUUAAUGGGAUUUAUAUCUGCUACUUUAUUUAUCAUGUUUUAUUCAACUAACGUAAAUUUGAAAAUGGAGACAGGAGUUUUUAAUGCAUCAGUAUGCAUCAUUGGUUUUAUUUUUACCUUAGUUGGGGUAGCAUAUUUAAUUGUACCGAUGCAUCUAAGUAAUGACACAUCAGCAUUUAUAGUUUUUGGAGCUAUUUCUUUCUCAUUUAGUUUAUGGCUUACAGUAUGUGGUAGUUUCAGUUUGUGGCUUACAGUAUUUGGUAAUAUACUUUUAUUUAGAAAUUUAAAUCAUGUUUUUAACUUUCAAGUUUUAAUUCAGCAACUCAGUAUUAAAGGAUGGUUAUUUUUAGUUGCUUUUCUGGCACAUUUAGGAUCCCUUUUUUCUAAUAGUUUUAUUAUUUAUGAAGAUGUUAGCACAAUGUUCUUACUUCAAUCCUUGGUUUUGUUUUAUGCAUUUUCAUGUUUUUUAAUCUCUCUAAAGUGUUAUAAAAUACAAGCUGCAAAAGAUCUGAGAUCAAAGUGUUACAUGCAGUUAAAAACGGUCGUUCUUAACUUUUGCUUUAAUAGUGAAACAUUAAAGAUUACUGCUAUUUUUUUGGUAUUACUAGUUUGUAUUCGAUUAACAAAAAACUUUUGGUUUUGUAGAGAGAUGCAAUUAACUUGUGUCGUUUCAACAUACUCUCUGCCAUUAUCAGCUUUAAUAACAGACUUUACAGAUCAUUAUGCUCAGGAGAGAAUUUUUUUAGCUAUUGCAUCACUUUUUUCAUUAUUGUUAAUAACACGAUGGUAUUUACACAAGCGUGGUAAUUUGUAUGGCUUUAGUUCUAUUGCUUUUGUUAUGAAAAUUUUAGCUGUUUUAUGUUUCUUUUUCAUGGUUUUACAUUGGAUUUUUCUAUUGAUAUUGAGUCAUCCUAUAGCCUCAGUGUUUAACGUGCUUUAUUGGCAGCAAGUUUUUUUCCCUCGGAUUGUUUACAUUUGUUUUAUUUUAUCAAUUAUUUUACUUUCUAUUAACCCACUUGGUUUGGCAGUUGUUUUUCAAAAUCAAAAGAAUCUUUAUCAAAAUAUUUCUGUACCAGAGUUAUUUCGAGUUCUUAAAGACAACAUCUCUAAAAGGUUAUCAAAAGAAGCUUCAGAACCUCCAUUGGUAUAUGGUCUUCAGACUGUGUAUUCUUCUGCGUUUAUUGUAUUAGCUUUUAAAUUAACAGUUGUUAUAUGUUUAGUUUUAAGUGAUGGAAUGAUUUUUUCUGUAUUGUUACUAUGGGUAGCAGCAUACUGUGUGUUAGGAAUUUUCGGCUUUGGUUCGUCUGAGAAGCCAUGGGAGUAUGGAGAUAUGUUUUGCAGUGUUCUUGUAUGGAGCUUCUUUUCAGUUUAUGGAUUUUUUGGAACUGGUCAUCAGACAACAAUUCCUGCAAUACGUUUUCCUGCUGCUUAUAUUGGUUUCGAAGGCUCUUCUACAGAGAUAGUUCCACAAGUAAUGGUUAUAUUGUUGAAUACAUUUGCUUCUCAAAUUGUUUGUUCGUUGGCUCUGCCUUUGCUUUUUUUAAGCCAAAAAAAUAAUUUUUUUCGCGUUGAUGAAAAAGAUAAAGUGGCGGAAGUUCAUCUUGUUGACAAUGGACACAGUUCUCGAAUAAAUCUUUUUCGAUUGUCACUUCUCUACAUGGCUAUAUUUAUGUGUAAAGUUUUUAUCACGGCUUCUUCAGCUACUCUUCACCGCAGGCAUCUCAUGGUUUGGAAAAUUUUUGCUCCAAGAUUUUUAUUUGAAGCUGUGUCAUUUCUUAUCAGUGUUCCAAUAUUGCUUUUGGGUUAUUGUUUUUAUCUUCGCAUUGAUAGUUGUUUAUGUACACGUCUUGAAAAACUAGAAAUUGAAGUCGAACAAAACAGAGAUUUCUAAAUUUGUUAGAACAUUUUAAUUUUCUUUCAUUCCUUGUAUUUUCGAAUGAUUGUUUUCCACGUAUUUUAUUUUAUAAACCGA
This is a messenger RNA of Hydra vulgaris (swiftwater hydra), 3629 nucleotides long. Its product is annotated as GPI ethanolamine phosphate transferase 3. Gene Ontology annotation, cellular component: endoplasmic reticulum membrane. The record is from RefSeq and is a predicted model, not a curated record. Lineage: Eukaryota; Metazoa; Cnidaria; Hydrozoa; Anthoathecata; Hydridae. Gene Ontology annotation, molecular function: mannose-ethanolamine phosphotransferase activity. Gene Ontology annotation, biological process: GPI anchor biosynthetic process.